AUGUCGCACAUCGACUACGCUCUAUACGAAUCGCCCGUGGGCUAUGCCCUCUUCAAGGUGGUGCAUCAGCAGGAUGCCGUGGGCCUGAAAUUGAAGGAGACUCAGGCCGCCACCAACGACCUCGCCAAGUUCGGCAAGAUGGUCAAGCUGGCCAACUUCAGCCCUUUCAGGGGUCACGUCGAGGCUCUUGAGAAUAUUAACCUCGUCACUGAGGGUAUCGUCUCGGACUACCUCAAGUCUGUCCUCGAACUCAACCUCCCCCAGACCAGCGGCAAGAAGACUAAGGUCGUCCUUGGUGUCUCCGAGAAGAACCUUGCUGGCGCGAUCAAGAGCCUCUUCCCCGGCCUCGAGUGCGAGACCGCCGAUACCUCUGACAUCGUCGGCGACGUUAUUCGCGGUAUCCGACUCCACGCCGACAAGCUUCUAGGCGGACUCAAGUACGGCGAUGUUGAGAAGGCCGGUCUGGGUAUGGGCCACGCCUACUCCCGUGCCAAGGUCAAGUUCAGCGUCACCCGCAACGACAACCACAUCAUCCAGGCUAGCGCGACCAUCGACUUCCAGGACAAGGGCGUCAACCAGUUCUUCAUGCGCGUUCGCGAGUGGUACGGAUGGCACUUCCCUGAGCUGAUCAAGAUUGUCUCCGACAACUACACCUACUGCAAGCUUGUUCUGGCCAUUGGCGACAAGAAGAGCUUGAACGAUGACAAGCUCCACGACAUUGCCGCCCUCGUUGGUGAGGACGGUGAGAAGGCCCAGGCCAUCAUUGACGCCGCCAAGGUCUCCAUGGGUCUCGAUAUCUCUGCUGCUGAUCUCGAGAUUGUCCACGGCUUCGCUGAGGCUGUCGUCAAGCAGGCCGACAACCGCAAGUCCACCUCCGCCUACCUCGAGAAGAAGAUGUCCGACAUCGCCCCCAACCUGCAGACCCUCAUUGGCACUCCCGUUGCCGCCCGCCUCAUCUCUCACGCUGGUUCUCUGACCAAUCUCUCCAAGUACCCUGCCUCUACUCUCCAGAUUCUCGGUGCCGAGAAGGCUCUUUUCCGUGCUCUCAAGACCAAGAGCAACACCCCCAAGUACGGUCUCAUCUACCACAGCAGCUUCAUUGGCAAGGCUGGUCCCAAGAACAAGGGUCGCAUCUCUCGAUACCUCGCCAACAAGUGCAGUAUGGCCAGUCGUAUCGACAACUUCUCCGAGGAGCCCUCAACCCGCUUCGGUGAGGCUCUCAAGCAGCAAGUCGAGGACCGAUUAGAGUUCUACGCCACUGGCAAGAAGCCCGCCAAGAACACCGAUGUCAUGAAGGGUGUUAUGGACCUCCUCGACGACGGUGACAAUGCUGGCUCCGACGAGGAGAUGGCUGACGCUCCUGAGCCCGAGACCAAGAAGUCCAAGAAAGACAAGAAGGAGAAGAAGGAAAAGAAAGAGAAGAAGGACAAGAAGGAGAAGCGCAAGAGGGAUGAGGAGGAUGCCGAGCCCGUAAAGGACGAUGGCGAGAAGAAAAAGAAGAAGAAGAGAAAGUCCAAGGCUGCGGAUGACGAGUAG
Fusarium musae is the source of this 1536-nucleotide messenger RNA. RefSeq lists its product as uncharacterized. Bases 1 to 1536 code for a protein of 511 amino acids. Gene Ontology annotation, molecular function: snoRNA binding. Gene Ontology annotation, cellular component: small-subunit processome; box C/D methylation guide snoRNP complex. The record is from RefSeq and is a predicted model, not a curated record. Lineage: Eukaryota; Fungi; Ascomycota; Sordariomycetes; Hypocreales; Nectriaceae. The transcript is spliced from 3 exons.